UGCCCUACAAAUUCUUCUCGGACCCGUCGGGGAUCAACGAGAAGCGGAAGCAGCGGCGCAUCCGGACGACGUUCACCAGUUCUCAGCUGAAGGAACUGGAGAGGGUCUUCGCUGAGACCCACUAUCCCGACAUCUACACGCGCGAAGAGUUGGCCCUCAAGAUCGACCUCACCGAGGCCCGGGUGCAG
Messenger RNA from Charadrius vociferus (killdeer), 188 nucleotides. Its product is annotated as paired mesoderm homeobox protein 2A-like. NCBI's taxonomy places the organism in Eukaryota, Metazoa, Chordata, Aves, Charadriiformes, Charadriidae. The transcript has a single exon. The record is from RefSeq and is a predicted model, not a curated record. The annotation marks the transcript as partial. Gene Ontology annotation, molecular function: RNA polymerase II transcription regulatory region sequence-specific DNA binding; DNA-binding transcription factor activity, RNA polymerase II-specific. Gene Ontology annotation, biological process: regulation of transcription by RNA polymerase II.